ACAUCCUUUCUCUCUCUAUAUCUAUCUCUCUCUUCAUCUCCUCCCACCAUUUAUAACUUUCCAAGAUCCCUUAUUUCAUCUCAAUCUCUCCAAACCCAUCUCUAAUCCCUUCAUUUCCGCAAUACCCAGAUCCCAAAUUUCCAACCUUUUUAUACAUAUAUCACCAUGACGUCAUCUUUCCGGCCAGAUCUCACCACCAAAAUCCACCCUGAACCACCACCUCAGGAAUUCCCAAUUGACCAUUUUGAUCUUUUGCCUGACCCACUUCUUUUAUUGAUCUUCAACAAUAUUGGUGAUGUCAAGACUUUAGGCCGAUGCGGUGUCGUUUCGAAAAGGUUCCAGUAUCUUGUCCCACAGGUCGAAAACGUCGUCGUUCGGGUGGAUUGUGUGAUCUCCGAUGAUGAUUCUGGUAACCCAUCUGCUAAUUCUGUUAAAUCUUGUGGACCCUUUUCGAAUCUUGUUAGGUUUUUGUGUUCUGGUUUUGUUAAGCCUAUUUAUGCUUUAGGACAGCUUUUAGGGACUAAAAGAUGUUCUAAUUAUAGUAAUCUUAGUUCUAAUAAUGUUAUUUCGGGUUGCGAAAACAAUAAUGUUGUUGUUGAUGAUGAUGAUGAUGAUUGUCAAAAUGGUGUAAAUAAUGUUACUCAUCACUCGCCUACACAAGUUUUGAAAAACUUUAAUGAGAUUAAGUCCUUGAAAAUCGAGCUCCCGAGUGGCGAAUUAGGAUUAGAAGAUGAUGUUUUGUUGAAAUGGAAAGCUGAUUUUGGGUCUACUUUAGAUAAUUGUGUUAUGCUUGGUGCCUCGGCUGUGAUUCGUCGCGAAAAUGUUACUUCUAGUGAAAUUGGGAAUGGAAAUGGGAACGAGGAUAGUGGGAGUAUACCCGAAUCGUUUUAUACUAAUGGUGGGUUGAAGUUACGGGUAGUUUGGACUAUAAGUUCAUUGAUUGCGGCGUCUGCAAGGCAUUACUUGCUUCAACCGAUAAUUGCAGAGCAUAAGACGUUGGAUUCGUUAGUUUUGACGGAUGGGGAUAGACAAGGGGUGUUGUGUAUGAAUAAGGAGCAGUUGGAGGAGUUGAGGGUGAAGCCGUUGUCGGCUUCUUCAGCUUCAAAGAGAACGCUCGUUCCUGCUUUGAAUAUGAAGCUUUGGUAUGCUCCUUAUUUGGAGUUACCUAAUGGAAACGUGCUUAAGGGAGCUACAUUGGUGGCAAUUAGGCCUAGUGAACAAUCGGGUCAGAAGGAGGUUUCCGAUGGGUCAUGGGUUUCGUCUGCUUUUGAAGAGCCUUACGGUACUGCAGCUAGGAUGUUGGUUAAAAGGAGGACUUAUUGCCUUGAGAUGAAUUCUUUUUAAGUUUUAACGGGCGCAUAAAGGCGUUAGCUUUGACGGCAUUUGGUUUCGAGGAUCCUUCAAGGCAACGGAAACACACAAUUUUGAUCUGCAUUUAGUUUUAUCAUAUAUACGAGUUGAUGGUGCGAAUGAUAUACUUAUGUUGCAUACUUGGCUGAAGUGAGAGAAGAUGGCGGUUGUGUUUGGUGCUUCAACAGAUGGGUGUUAUCUCAUAUAUUCUACGUUAUGUAUGAUAUAUAAAACGAUAAAGAGAGUUACUGUGGAUGAUGUUGUAAGAGGUUCUUUGUGGUUCUGUGUUUUCAGUCAUCUAUAUUUUAUAUGAUUAUCAGUUAUGUGAAUAUUUGUAGGUAUGACAAAUGAGUAUGUUUAUAUGUGGCUGUAAUGUUUAUUCAUUCAGUAAUGUUACCGCUUAAACUGCCUUUCUUUCUUAA
This is a messenger RNA of Erigeron canadensis, 1772 nucleotides long. RefSeq names its product F-box protein At5g46170-like. The coding region runs from base 166 to 1344 and encodes 392 amino acids. The record is from RefSeq and is a predicted model, not a curated record. Lineage: Eukaryota; Viridiplantae; Streptophyta; Magnoliopsida; Asterales; Asteraceae. Gene Ontology annotation, molecular function: protein binding. The transcript is spliced from 2 exons.